AUGGGCAAGGCAAAGUACAUCAUGCUCGACUGCGACAACACGCUUGUCCAGUCAGAGCGCUACGCCUUCGAGGCCUGCGCUGACCUCACCAACGAAGUCCUCAGCAAGCACAACAUCGACGCCAGGUACACGGCCGAGACACUGCUUGAAGACUUUGUCGGCCACAACUUCCGCGGAAUGCUCAACGGCCUGCAGAAGAAGCACAACUUCCAGAUGCCACCCGAGGAGAUGGAUGACUACGUCCAGCAGGAACUGGGUGCCGUCACUCGCAAGCUGAGCCAGAAGGCGGUUGAGUGUCCUGGCGUGACUGAGCAGCUCAAGUGGCUCAAGGAGCAGGGCUACCCCAUGGCCGUUGUGUCGACUUCAGCCAAGAGCCGUGUCGUUGCCUCGAUUGAAAAGGCGGGCAUCGACCACUUCUUCCCCAACGAGCACGUCUACUCGGCUGCCACCUCGCUCAACCCGCCCUCGUCCAAGCCUGACCCCAAGAUCUACCUGUACGCUGCUGAACAGCUCGGUGUCAAGCCAUCCGAGGCUGUGACGGUCGAGGACAGCAAGAGCGGUGCCACGGCUGCCAUGCGCGCCGGUAUCCCCUGCAUAGGAUACGUUGGCAUCUACGGCAUCGAGGAGGGCAAGGAGAAGAUGGAAGAGAUGGCCAAGCUCCUCACAGAAGAGACCAAGUGCGCGGCCAUCAUGUACGACUGGAAGGACUUCCCCGAGUGCCUCAAGAAGGUUGAGGCUUCCAUGUGA
Molecule: messenger RNA, 747 nt
Organism: Bipolaris zeicola 26-R-13
Lineage: Eukaryota; Fungi; Ascomycota; Dothideomycetes; Pleosporales; Pleosporaceae
Exons: 2
Coding region: 1-747 (248 amino acids)
Source: RefSeq, a predicted model, not a curated record